Molecule: messenger RNA, 1701 nt
Organism: Dictyostelium purpureum
Lineage: Eukaryota; Evosea; Eumycetozoa; Dictyosteliales; Dictyosteliaceae
Exons: 3
Coding region: 667-1629 (320 amino acids)
Source: RefSeq, a predicted model, not a curated record
GCAUUUCCACCACAUGCUAUUCAAGCUAUUUUAGAUAUAGAAGCAGGAUUAUUAAAUAAUAGAUUCUUUCACAAUUUAGAUGAUGAGUUAAAUCUACAACCACAAUCAUUAAGAGAGUCUAGACUCCAAAAAACAUCAACAAACAGAUUCUCUAAAUUUAAAAAAUUAUUACAAGAGCCUAUAAUCAAUUUAGAAGGACUACGUUCAUUAUCAUGGGGGGGUAUACCAAAUGAACAUCGUCCUUUAGUUUGGAAGAUUCUUUUGAAUUAUUUACCACUAGAACAAAAAAAUCAUAGUAAAGUUUUAUUUGAAAAAAGAAAUCAAUAUAAACAAUUAGUUAAAAAGUUUUAUCAAGGUAGUACACCAGCAGAUGAAAAAAUAUUAAAUCAAGUUAAAUUAGACGUACCCAGAACUAUACCAAAAGGUUUUAAUAAUACACCUUUAUUUAAGAGUGCAAUUUUACACAGUGUUUUAGAAAGAAUUUUAUAUGUUUGGUCAUUGAGCAAUCCUUUAAUUUCAUACUUUCAAGGUUUAAAUGAUAUACCAGCCCAAUUUUUAUUAGUAUUUUUAUCAGAGAAUAUACAAUUAUGGGGUGAUAUAAAAGAUUUGGAUAUAGAUACUCUAGAUAAAGUAGAGGCAGAUGCAUUUUGGUGUUUUUCAUUAUUAAUGAAUAAUUUAAAGAACAGAUUUAUUGAAUUUGGUGAAGGUAUUCAAAGAAUGUCAGAUAUAUUAAAGCAAUUGGUCCGUUUGAAGGAUGUUGGAUUAUCGGAUCACUUAGAAGAAGAAAACUGUGACUUUGUAUUGUUCUCCGUAAGAUGGAUGAUAUGUUUAUUGUGUAGAGAGUUUGAAUACACUCUAUCAACUCGUCUUUGGGAUAGCUAUGUCGCUCAUGGUCCUAAUUUUGGUCAUUUCCAUAUUUAUAUUUGUGCCGCUUUAAUUACAACCAAAGAAUGGUCUAAACCAUUAAAAGAAAAAGAAUUUUCUGAUGCCAUUGUAUUCCUCCAACACUUACCAACCGAUCAAUGGAACAUUUGCCAUAUUGAUUAUUUAAUAGUAAGAGCUUAUAAAAUAUUUUUAUUAGAAAUUAGAUCACUGGUUCAAAACUCUUUAAAAUCAUUACAGUUUAAUAACACCGAAGAUAACAGUAAUAAUGAAAAUAAUAAUAAUAAUGUAAAUAAUAAUAAUAAUAGCAAUAUUAUAAAUAAUAAUAUUAUAAAUAAUAAUUUAAUAUUAAAUUCACAAAUGAAGGAAAUUAAUAAUUUAUAUAAUCAUAUUCAAAAACCAAAUAAUAACAAUAAUAAUUCACUCGAAAUUUUUAAACAGAAUAUUCAACAAGUUCACCAACAAACUUUAUUAUCAUCACUUUCAAAUGAAAAUAUAGUAAAUACUGAAAUGAUUGAGAGGGUUUUAGAAAUUAUGCCCGUUAAUAUUGCAGAUUUUUCUCUUUUGUCACCGGAAGAUGCCACUAAGGAGCUAGUUAAACAUGUUGUUCAAAAUCUAGUAUUAAUUAUGGGUACCCUUUUAUUGACUAGUGUAAUUUUAUUAAUUGUAAUCAUAACUUCAACUUUAACUAUCACCGCCAUGGAAUUUUAUAAUAAUAAUAGUAAGAAAAAAAAGGAUUUGGAUUAAUUUUUAAAUAACCCCUUUUCUUUUUUUUUUUCUCCAUUUCCAAAAAAAAUAAUAAAUAAAUUAAAAUAAAAU